AUGGUCAUACCUCUUUUAUUUCGUCGUGUAAUUCAACACAAACAAUUUCAUCUUAAUUUGAUUGCUCGAAGAAUGGCUUCAACUCAAUCUUCCAAAUAUUUAAUCUCAAAUUCGGCUUACAAACCAUUUCUACAAGAAUUAGGUUUAGAAGAAGAAAACUUAGGAGUGUUCGAUGGUAAAUGGUUUGCCAGCGGAGAGGCGAUUGAUUCAAUCAAUCCUUCGACAAAUGAACCUAUCGCUCGUGUUCGCCAAGGUACUAUUGAAGACUACAAUCGAAUUGUUGAAUCAUCUUCGAAAGCGUUUCAAAUGUGGAUGAAUGUUCCAGCGCCGAAACGUGGUGAUAUUGUUCGGCAAAUUGGCGAUGAACUAAGAAAAAAUCUUCAACCGCUUGGAAAACUAAUCUCAAUGGAAAUGGGUAAAAUCCUUCCUGAAGGUGUCGGUGAAGUUCAAGAAUUUAUCGAUAUUUGUGAUUAUGCCGUUGGUCUCUCCAGAAUGUUCGAAGGAAAAGUUCUUCCGUCAGAACGACCUGGACACAUUCUUAUGGAACAAUGGAAUCCAUUGGGAAUUAUCGGCAUCAUUACAGCAUUUAAUUUUCCAUGUGCCGUUUUCGGAUGGAAUCAAGCGAUUGCACUCGCUUGUGGAAAUGUCACACUUUGGAAAGGUGCUCCGACAACACCAUUGACAAGUAUUGCAACGACAAAAAUAGUUGAACGUGUUCUCACACGUAAUUCUUUACCCGGUGCUUUAUCAUCAUUAAUAUGCGGUGGAACAGAUGUUGGAAAAUCCAUUGCAGAAGACAAACGAAUUCCGCUUGUUUCAUUUACUGGUUCAUGUCAAGUUGGAAAACAAGUUGCACAAACAGUUCAAGCACGAUUUGGUAAAACGAUUCUUGAAUUAGGUGGAAAUAAUUGUAUCAUUAUUAUGGACGAUGCUGAUCUUUCCUUGGCUAUUCCUGCUGUCUUUUUUGCUGCAGUUGGUACUGCUGGACAAAGAUGUACAACUGCAAGACGACUUAUUGUUCAAGAAGGAAUUUAUGAUCAAGUCUUAUCUGGUUUGCGUCGUGCAUAUGAACAGAUUGAGUCUCGAGUUGGCGAACCGUUUGAAGAAAAUGUUCUGUACGGACCAUUGCAUACAAAACAAUCAGUUCAAUUGUAUCAACAAGCCAUCGAAGAAGUGAAAAAACAAGGUGGAAAGAUUUUCUAUGGAGGAAAGCUUUACACAGAAAGAAAAGGCAAUUAUGUUCAACCAACAAUCGUUACCGAUCUCAAACAUGAUUCAUCAAUUGUUCAUCAAGAAACAUUUGCACCAAUUCUCUAUGUUCUCAAAUGCAAAACAUUUGAAGAAGCUGUGAAAUGGAAUAAUGAAGUUGAUCAAGGUUUAUCAAGCUCGUUGUUCACAACAAACCCGGAACUUCUCUUCAAAUGGAUUGGCCCAAAUGGAUCUGAUUGUGGAAUUGUUAAUGUUAAUAUUCCAACAAGCGGUGCUGAAAUUGGUGGAGCUUUUGGAGGUGAAAAGCAUACCGGUGGAGGAAGAGAAUCUGGCUCGGAUUCAUGGAAACAAUAUAUGAGACGAUCGACGUGCACAAUCAACUAUUCGAAACAGCUUCCGCUUGCUCAAGGAAUUAAAUUUGCGUAA
Molecule: messenger RNA, 1635 nt
Organism: Adineta ricciae
Lineage: Eukaryota; Metazoa; Rotifera; Eurotatoria; Adinetida; Adinetidae
Source: the annotation of a GenBank genome assembly